Messenger RNA from Asterias rubens (European starfish), 2257 nucleotides. RefSeq lists its product as uncharacterized. Bases 137 to 1618 code for a protein of 493 amino acids. The transcript has 10 exons. Gene Ontology annotation, cellular component: Mis6-Sim4 complex. The record is from RefSeq and is a predicted model, not a curated record. NCBI's taxonomy places the organism in Eukaryota, Metazoa, Echinodermata, Asteroidea, Forcipulatida, Asteriidae.
UGCUAUAAACAAUCAGGGGCGGCGGGAAGGAGUGGAACUUCGAAUACAAACUACCAAUCUGUACCUUUUCAACCUGAUCAUUUAUGUCAGAUUCGUAUAUUUUCUUGCAUGCUGUACUUUCUGAAGGAAACAAAGAAUGGCAAAGUUAAAAAAGAGAAAACUAUCACAACCUCCAUCCCAGAAUGAAAAUCUACAUCAUCAAAGUAUUGUACCUACCCCUGAGAUUGAGGUGAGCCUCGUCGACCGAAUGAAGAGACGAUUUAGCACUCGCAACCCUUCAGCCUCAGAGCCCAGCGUAUCAGACGGGGAACCAUCUACAGCAUCAAGUCAAGAUUCUACAGUCAAAGAGACAGGAUCCAGAAGAAAAAUAUCAAAGAGUAACUUGGCGAAGAAAGUCACUCAAAUUGACAAGUAUUUCUCUCCAGAUGUCGGUGGAUCAAGGAGGUUAUUUCAGAGUCCAACUAGAUUUCCGAUAAGAUCGUCCUUGAUGAGCACAGGUGCAGAAGAAAGACUUGAGGGUGAACAGAUGAGUGACAGUCAGAAUAGCACUGGUCCUAUUGAGACGGAUGGACACAACUCAGACAAUACUGAAGAUGAAAAGGGAUUAGCUUCGUCAAAUGAAAUAAACACAGAUAAAGAUUCAGAUAACAGAAACAAUGAAAGUCAAACAUCAACACGUGCUAAGAAAAGAAAGUCUGAUCCCGGCCCCAGUAGAAGCCUGUCUGAUGAAGGGGAUGAGACUGGAGAACAACUUGAAGGAAGAAGGAGAAGUCAUAAUAUGUUGGAACAGUCUCAGCAAGGUCCACAGACGGUGAAAGUUUCAAAGAAAAGAACUAGCAAAAAGAAAGACACUUUAAUCAUAGCCAGUGGAGAAGUAGAGGCUCACAUGGCGGACAAGGAAUUCAUCAGUAGCCAGGUCCGGGCAAUGUCAACGCCUUUUGUUUUGGAGUCUGGACCCAGAAGUUGGAUGAAUGCUUGGAGAGCUCAACAGUCAUUUCAUGAUGACUUACCAGACAUCCCAUCAUCUCUUAUUGACAGAAUUAUCACUAAAAUCAAUUUCACCAUGGAAGAUGUUUACCAGCGACAGCUUGGACGUCAGAGACAGCGGACAACCUUAAUGAGGCUGGAUGAACUCCGUAAAGAGCCUCAGGAAGAUUCCCAGAGUAGUCUCAAGCCAUCCUUACGAGACCAGGCCAACCUACAAGAAGUCAUUUCAAGUUACCCAAGUGAGUGGCCAGGCAGUGUUGGAGAAGAAGACCAAGAGUUAGCUGAAAGGUACUCAUCCCUACGAGCAAGAUUGUUUGCUUUGAGUCGGUCUGAGACCCUUAGCAAUCAGCAAUGUGACCAAUAUAAGUCGCUUUUAGGAGUCUUAAAGAUGAUCCAUACCAACCUAGACAAGCACUGCUCAUCCCAAGACCUACGGGAGGAAGUAAAGAGGUCAAAGGAUCUGAUUUUCAAGAUCACACAGAAGCUUCAAAGUGGAGCUCUUGAUGAAGGACCUAAUGCAUCAUUGAAGAUUGGACGCAGGGACAGUAAACAGCCAUCUGUCUCAUUCACAAACCACAACGAUCUCAUCAAGACAUUGUUCAAAGUAACUGUAUCUUCUGAACCUCCUUAAAAAUCUGUCCAAUGUUUGAAUCAAAACCAACGAAAUGUAUUGUGUUUUGUAACGCAAGUAAAAGAAUCCAGGGCACUUUAAGAAAAAGAGAAGGGGUUCGCCCCGUUGUUCCUGGUUAACCGUUUGGUUAGCAGCAUUAUUGCGCCACAACACCUUUGUAAACCAUAACAGGGUGCUAUGUUAAAGGAGUAGGUCUCGAAAUUCAAACGUAGUUCCAAAUACCUAGCAGGAAUAUACUGAAUGUUGAAGCGCCUUGAGCGUCACUGAGUGACUGAUAUGAAAGCUAUAUAAAAAGCAUAUUAUUACAUUAUUUAACUUUGAUAUUUACGAUGCUUUAAGCACAAAAAAAUACAACUUUAGAAAGUAUUAAAUUGUCCACUGUAGGGUUGGAGGGCUGCCUUUAGGAAAGGCUUGAAGUAUUGUGGAUCAUUCUUGCACCGUUUGGUAUAAACCAAGCCGAGUUAAUGAGGUACAAUUCUUUUUAUAAAGCCUAUUAAGCAUAGACAAUUAAAAUGUAAUUUCUGGUCUUUCUUAUCAGCAUAGUGUCGGUCAAAUCCUGGUUGUGACAGUGUCCUUAGGCAAGACACUGGACACCUUUGGUAAUUGUCAAAGACCUGUCUUCUCACUUUGUGUGUCUCA